Messenger RNA from Mytilinidion resinicola, 837 nucleotides. RefSeq lists its product as uncharacterized. NCBI's taxonomy places the organism in Eukaryota, Fungi, Ascomycota, Dothideomycetes, Mytilinidiales, Mytilinidiaceae. The record is from RefSeq and is a predicted model, not a curated record. Bases 331 to 756 code for a protein of 141 amino acids. The transcript has a single exon.
CGGGGGACCACCACAGCCAUUACAAUCAGCUGACGAGCGGGGACCAGUUGACGUACGGGGACUUGAGGUGUACUACUCUACCUGGUUUUGGUGUGCACAGACUUAUCAUGGGCUCACUGCGACACUAGGGGGGCUGGAUCCAAAGCCACCUCGAUCGGAACGGUUAUUUCAAAUGGGUCCUGGCGUACUGGCGUACUGAAGUACUCUCUCCGUGCAAACUCGACGAAAAAAGUGUAUAAUAACGGCUAUGAAGCUAUAACUUCCGUAUUUCAGUGCCUCUACCACGAGCUCAACACCACCGCUCUUGGAUAUGAUGCAACAGUUGGCUCCAUGAAUCUCGGCAACUUCCUCAAAACGAGCAACAUCAGCGACGUCACGCAAAAUAUCGCAGACAUUUUGACAGGCUUGAUGAGGAGCAACAACCCAGGCGACAACCCCAACGCUACGAUGUUCAAGGGGGAAGCCCAUUUCCUCACCACUUUCGUCGAUGUGCGAUGGCCUUGGAUCAUUCUCCCGCUUGCCGAGACCUUGUUGACAAUUAUUUUACUCGCCAUCUCAAUCUUGCUUGCACGGCAUCAACCGUUACUUAAGAAAUCGGUGACUGCGUUGCUCGUGCAUGGACUGGAGGGUUGGUCGGACGAUGAGUUGGACGUUGGACGCCCAGAGACGGCGGAAAGCCUUGAGGGUAUGGCAAAGGGAAUGAAGGUAUCGUUUAAGGAGGAUGGACGGGGGAGGUUGAGGUCUGUGAGACCAUGAGCCGCCAGCAAAGCCGUCCAUUUCUCGAUCCGUCGAUCGGGCGGCCGGUUGAUCUACGCCCUCUCGAAUCCAGUCUAAUCA